Molecule: messenger RNA, 2966 nt
Organism: Cinara cedri
Lineage: Eukaryota; Metazoa; Arthropoda; Insecta; Hemiptera; Aphididae
Source: the annotation of a GenBank genome assembly
UCGGAACUUACGUUAAAAACAGAAUCUAUAUACGCUAUAGAUUCCGUAAAUUUUUGGAUUUUUUUUUUAAAUACUCAUUCUAAUGAGAAUGUCAGAGAAUAAUAAUUAUAUUAUUUCCAUUGUGGUUUGUUUAAUGGUCUGCACAAUUAUUUUACGAGCGGAGAGUAUCAGCAGUGUCAUUAGGGGAACGGAGUUCGAAGAAAAACAACGGGUAGUCCAUAGAAUACUUGAUUCGCGAUAUUGGAUUGUCAAAAAUAACAUCGGCGCAAACAUCAUAGCUCAGCAGGAGAUAUAUAACGGUAAACGAAUGAAAAAGUUUACGGACUUCACGAAUGAUGGCAUGCUUGAAGUGACGGACGCCGUUGAUACCCGUAAGAUUUGGUACAAAUUAUCAGGUGUGAUGUAUACGGCAAUCGGGUGCAAACUCGGUGAUAUACUCAAGCGUUUAUUCGGUAAGGCAACAAAAGUAACUAUAGUAAAUGCUCCAAUUGAUGAAAUUAAUAAUACCGUGUUGAAAAUUAUAUCAGUACUACUCGAAAUGACAUCUAUAGUAACGAAUUUGAUUUAUCAAGAGCCAGGGGGUUUUAUGACAGUAGCGUUAUCGUUAAAUAUAUACCUGAACAGAUUAAUUCGUGUCAAAAAAGAACCAAUUAGAUUAGGGAAGUUCAAUGUAAGGCGUGCGGAUCAUGUAUAUAAACGAAUUAUCGCAGCACAGUUAAAUACAAUUGAACGUUUCACUAUUAUCAAUUGCUCCUUAGACGACUACAAUAGUGGUGGCAAUGAAGACGAAGAGAAUAUAUCGAACGAAAACAAGAGGAAAGAAAUAAUAAAUAUAUUAGGAGAAGUAGACAAUAUACUCUACUGGACUGGUUGUCCGACAAACGGAAUUUCCGAUUUAUCGUAUUCAACUCACAGUCCGCAUGCACAUUUUAAUGUCAUAAUUAUUCAAAUAAUCAAAAAAUUACGACCCAUAAUGAAUAUCGAUGAGUCGUUAGAGGACAAAAUCGUAAAAGAGUCGAACGAAAUCAGUGAUAUACUGUUGUAUAUGGAUUUUAUACUUGAUUCGAUAAUGAGAAUCGUUUACCAAUCUACUUUGAACAUUUUAAAAAUAGUUGAAGAUUAUCAAAACAUCGGGACUGAAAUGCACAAAAAAAAUUUAGAGUCUACGAUCAACAUUUGGACUAACAUAAAUGUAACAAUGAUUUACGAUGAGUUGUCUUUACUUAUAACGUCCCUGAAUUUUUCAAUGACUGUUGUUUAUUAUAUCGAUUUAUUACCGCGAAUAGUGAGAAACAUAAUUGAUUUGAAGGACGUGUAUGAUUUGAAGUUAUUAAAAAAGCAAAUUGAAGAAAACUUAAACGCCAUUUAUGUUAAAAAAUAUCCCGCCGGUCUGAUGUUGAUGUCUAGCAUAAAUCAGUACGAAAUUAAUUUGCAUGAGUUUUUAAUUAAAAUAUUGUCUAUAGACGAAUUUAAUUAUUUCAAUCGUCUUUUGAAACUAUUGCAACCAUACCAUAAUGUAAAAUACAAUGAUAUGUUCGAAACGAAAUUAAACGAAAUGAAGUAUUCCGUCGUUUAUAGUACGAGCAGUAAGGUUGAGGGGUUCUGUAAAUCGAUCACAUUGAUGUACGUUGAUUUUUAUACUAUUCAUACAAAAAUAAAAGAAUGCCAUAAGAAUAAAAGUUGUCUACAACAAUUUAUCGGGAUAUUCUCCGGCAUUUUGGACACAUUUAUGGAUAUGUGGCGAGUAAUUAAAAAUUCUGAGAAUUAUGAAAACGAUAAUCACAAAAUAAUUAUUUCCUACGCGAUUCAGUUUUUACGAAAUAACUUAUCGAAUUAUGUCGCCGAAGAUGGAGGGGAAAAGCUUCAACGAAUAGAGUACCUUAUUACAAACCUUUUUGAUAAAUAUAUAAUUUAUAACUGUAUAAACCCGUUAACCCGAAGUGAUCUACAUCAAUCAUACAAACAAACGAAAACCUAUAGUUCCAAUCGAAAAAUUUUAGAAAUUAAAUCGGAGACUGAUUCUAAUAUUCCAGUAUUAUCUUCUACCAAUAAGAAGUCUACCAAAAAAAAAAAUUUGCGAGGUCUCUUGCAGAAACGUAACCGCAAAGAUGAAAAAUCCAAUGAAGGUGUAAGACCUGUAGUUGUAAGCCCAGAAAAACUCAUAAUUAUGUCGAUCGAUGGGUAUGUAAAAGAAAUGAGUGAGACCGCUGAAAGUUUUUUUUUUUUCUGGAAAGGGAAUAAAAUGACAAUNUACAUCGAUUUUCCCGAUCACUAUUUACCCAUCAUUAAUACUAUCGCCAGUGUCGGAAACGUUUAUCAACAAGUAGAUAAUAUUUCAUUGCGUGUACUGUUGGAAGAAUAUUUAAUAGAAAAUGGUGCUUUUCUUUCAUUAAAUAGUUUUAAUCCGAAAGAAAAUUCUGCAGACUAUUAUCUUAACAAGUUAGAUCACAUUUUCAAUAUAUUGUGGAAAGUCUUCAACGUAAAUCCAACAUUGGAUUGGAAAAUUGAACAAAAUUUUAAUUCAUCUUUACAAGAUAAAUUUGACAAAUAUCCAUUAUGGUUGACGAAGAAGUCCCCUGAGAUCUCAAAUAAAGUCAAACCAUGGAAAAACCAAAACAAUUUUCCUAAGAUUCCAAAAUUUUCAUCGUAAUCGUUAUGUUGGAAAACUUUGAAAGUAAUUUUCGAUUCAUUUAUUACAUUUCUAUUUUUAAAAAUGGAAAUAAAAUCAUAAAUACAUUGAUGUCAUUAGAAAUUAGUGUAUAAAACAUAUAUUAUUUAUAAUAAUAAAAAAACAUUUAUUUAAAAUUAAUAUUCUUAUCUUAAAUGGUUCUUAUUGUCGUUUUCCAGUCAUGCGCCGCUAUCUCUCAGUUAGCGUUUGACCGUAUAUGCUUACUUGUCACUUGCUCAUACCGUAACAUUCUAUUAAUUUAAAAGUCGCAUGGUUCGUACAGGCACACCACGAAUGC